Messenger RNA from Cherax quadricarinatus, 523 nucleotides. The record is from RefSeq and is a predicted model, not a curated record. NCBI's taxonomy places the organism in Eukaryota, Metazoa, Arthropoda, Malacostraca, Decapoda, Parastacidae.
AUAUUUGUCUUCUGCCAACAGUCUCCAUUUGGUGCUAAUGAACACUACCUGUUAAUGCCAGAGGUGAAGAUUCCAAUAGUUGUAUAUGGAGAAGAACCUUCUUCUAUUAUUGCUCAUGCUCUGGCCUCUCAAGAGUAUGACAAACAACUGACAGCACUCAAGAAGAGGCUUAAAGAAAUUCAAAAAGAAGGUGCAGUAAUUAGUAGGUCUGGAGAUAAAGAGUCUGUACUACCAGCAGAUGGAGUCACUGAAAACUUAAAUACUGAAGAUUCUGAAUUCAGCAUAUCUACAGCCACUGCUGAUUCAGAGAAAAAUAAAAUGACUAAGGAUCUCCACAUAGAACUUCAGUGGAAUGACCAACAUGCAAAGUUCUAUUGUAAGAUAUUCUUUGCUGAGCACUUUCGACAGCUUCGCAAGAUGGUAUUUCCUUUUGGAGAUGAAUUUUACAUACGCUCUCUUUCCCGGUGUGUUCUCUGGGAAGCACGCGGUGGUAAAUCUGGAUCUGUCUUCUGUAAAUCACAUG